Messenger RNA from Trichophyton benhamiae CBS 112371, 747 nucleotides. RefSeq names its product acetyltransferase, GNAT family. The coding region runs from base 1 to 747 and encodes 248 amino acids. Lineage: Eukaryota; Fungi; Ascomycota; Eurotiomycetes; Onygenales; Arthrodermataceae. The transcript is spliced from 2 exons. Gene Ontology annotation, molecular function: acyltransferase activity, transferring groups other than amino-acyl groups. The record is from RefSeq and is a predicted model, not a curated record.
AUGACUCUCUCUGUCCACCCCGCAACUGCCGAGGACAUCCCUCGAAUCCUCGACAUUCAAUCGACAGCACUCAAGCAAAGUGGCUUUUUCCGCGCUUGUGGUGAAAUCAGCAACCCGGGUGGUUUCCAGGACCAUGAUGAAAAAUAUCCCGAGCCCAUACGACGAGAACUUCAGACAAAGAGACUGAUUUAUCAGAUGGAAAAUGACCCCGGGUUCCACCUACUUAAAUGUGUCGACGAUGAUACGGGAGAGAUUCUGGCGUUUGCGAAGUGGAAUGUCUAUGUUGGCGGUCCCGAGGCGCUAAAGAGAUGGAGAGAGCAGAUGAAGACGGGUGAAGAUAUGUUUGUUCCUGAGGGAGCAAAUGUGGAGGGAUAUAGAUAUUGCAUGGGCAAGCUCUUUGAUAAUCGAAAGCUAUUCUUCGGCGAAGAAGGGAGGGAGAAUUGUGUUCUCGCAUUGCUGGCUACUGACCCUGCACAUGAACGACGGGGUGCUGGAACUUUGCUGGUGAACUGGGGCUGCGAUCUUGCAGAUAAACAUGGGGCAGAGACAUACCUGGAAGCGUCACAGAGGGGAUACCCUGUUUAUGAACGACGUGGGUUUGAGGUUAUUCCGACAACUGAAAAACAAUCAGCAAAGUUACAUUUUGACGCCAGCAAGUAUACUGGUAGAGGUCUAGGGGAGGGAGGCCAGGGUGAUUGGGCAAGACUCACCAUCAUGGUGCGCAAGCCUAGGCCUACCAAGGAGUAA